AUGGAGACGGAUCUGAAUCGUAAACGUAGCAAUUCGGCGUUACCAACAAUCCAACGCAUACCUGGAAAGGGGAAGGAUAAACCAAGAACCCGAUUCUAUAGUAUUUCUUCCACAAUCGUUCCCCAAACUAUCCAGGUAGGCGAGCGGGACAACCAUGAAAAGGAAGAAGGUAGAAAGACGGCUGAGAGUAAACAGUCAUCCCCUGCGCUUCAGAGUAUGUCGAAGGUUGGAUUCCAAUCAAUUUAUCAAAAUCCAGGUUUGAGGAAGAGUCAAAAAGCUGUCGACGUCUCAGGUAGAUAUCGAACCACCAGUUCAAAUUCGUCAGUGAAAAGCAAUGGAAUGGCCAGUUACCAGUCAUACCAAAGCGGAUCGAACAUCUCUGCAAUCAGCAACAAAACGAGUCAAAACUCGCUGUCUGGGAAAAUAACUGGCAGAGGCUCGUACGAUAAUUUAGAGCCGGAUCUCAAAACAGUACCGAGUGCAAACAAGAGCCUAACAGAUACCUCCUCCUCUUUUGGAAAACUGUCAACGGGUACUAAGCGAAACCCUUUUAGCAAAGCUGCUAGGAAACUUUUCAGCCGAAAUGCAGGACGCGCAGAUAAGAUACGCGAAAGUGUCAAAUCACCCACGUCCGGAACCUCUUCAGCCUUUGGUAAAUUCUUGAAUAGCAAAUAUGGGAAGCAUGUUGGAUCUUAUCACAAGCAUUCCGCGGGGGCCCUCAUGGAUGGUGGCAAAAACCCACCUUUUGGCUCACGCAGUAAUUCAGGCAAUGAUGUGCCUCUACAGCUGGCACAGCAACCUGAUUUAGAUUCAAGUGACAUACAAAUGCUACAAGACUUGAUAAAAAAUCUAAAAUCGCUGAGGUCUACUUAUCGUACUUUCACAACUGAGGAACUUGAUGCACUGAUGAGUAAUAUUUGGGGUGUUUUCUGCAGCGUUGUCGUCACCCUGUUCAAGAACAAAGAGCUCUGGGAACUUCCUGCCAAAAUCGAAGAUCUCAAUCACGUCCUGUCGUUCUAUAUACAACUGAAAAUGACACCAAAGAAGUCCUCUGGAAGCUCCAAAUUUGUCGCGGAAAUUGAAGAGUUUAUGGCAACAUGCUUAUACAUCUUGGAAAAUCAAAUUGUGUUCAACUACAGCAAUGAAAACACAAUCAACACAGCCUUGAAGAGGCUUUGUUUAAUAUGGGGUAUUUUUUAUCACCAGAUAUAUCACAACUUCAUGGCCAUUUUCUUACCCUUAGAAGUAAGCUUUCGUGUUGAUAAUGAAUUUUGGUCAGAAAGCCAAACCAACUUUGCUAGAGAUACCCUCAAUGGAACUCGCGCCGGUCCGCUUUCGCUUGAUGUUUUAUUGCUAAAAAGUUUCAGAGACUCUAUUGUAUCUCCCUACUAUGAGAGUUUCAUCAACAGCCAUGAGGGAGCCAGUAAGAGCUUCCAUCUUUAUAUCAUGAAUGAAGAGGAGGAGAAGGGUGUCACCCAAGAAGAUAAGUUGACUCUCUUGCAGUGUUUUGGGAUUCUGUCAUCAAUUAGAAGUGUGGACAUCAAACAAAAGGUUAUUGAUGAAUUAUUGGCGGGCAUUCGGAUGAGCAUAUGA
Messenger RNA from Lachancea dasiensis, 1593 nucleotides. The record is from the annotation of a GenBank genome assembly. NCBI's taxonomy places the organism in Eukaryota, Fungi, Ascomycota, Saccharomycetes, Saccharomycetales, Saccharomycetaceae.